AUGGAGAAUGAUGGCAACUGCAAGGAGCCACUGGCAACCUGGUCAUCAUCUUCCGAUGAGAGCGGUUGCCUCUUAGGAGGCGGUAGCAAACACUGCCUCGACGAAGGCAAUGAAAGAAGAGGUAAUCCUAAUUCGCUUGCACACAGGGAUGGUCAGUCACCGCAAAGUCGUGUACCUGCUGCUGCCUGCUAUGUCUUGACAGGUCUUGUGAUAGUGACACUCCUGGCCCUCAACGUCGUCUUAGAUCUGCCCACAAAGGGCAACCUCAGAGGAGGACGCAGCCCCUCUGAAGGGGAACAUCCUGUCAGUCCUCGAAAGUUUCUCGAGUCCGGACUUGUCUUGAAGGACGACGAG
Messenger RNA from Symbiodinium necroappetens, 354 nucleotides. The record is from the annotation of a GenBank genome assembly. NCBI's taxonomy places the organism in Eukaryota, Dinophyceae, Suessiales, Symbiodiniaceae.